GCAACGUGCGUGGUUCUCGUAUCGCGUAUCGCACACCAACAUCGCAACCAACGCGACGAUCGCAAUUGUAAUAUUUAACCGCACAUAAACCGCAACAUAGGUUUAAUUUCAUAAAGGAUAAAGACUUAUGCAUUAAUUGUAUGCGUCCAGGUCAUUCAGUUGGUACUUGUCUUUUUGGUCCGUGUCGAACGUGUGAACAAAAACACAAUAGUUUACUUUGUGAUGCAAUUAAAUUAUCACCAAUUAAACAAAAUACAGUGACGUUAACUGCGUACGAGCACCCCUCGCUCACUAAUACGCAUCCCGGUUCAGCAGAUAACGCACACAGCCUUACAAUGCAACUUCCAUGUACUAAUCACGCACAAACCGUUAUGCAUACAAAGGAUGACAAUUCUUCGCAACAGAUUGUCAUAUUAUCUACGGCGAUAGUCGAAGUAUGUAGUGAAUCGGGUGAGUAUUAUUGCGCACGCGCAGUUUUAGAUAGCGGAAGCGAGCGAUCUUUUAUAACACAAUCUUUAGCAAAUACAUUAAAUUUACGAAUAUUACAGUCCACUCAACAUAUUCACGGUGUAGGUAAUUUUAUUACGCAAUGUUCGCAAUCUUGUAACAUUGAAGUUAAAUCGCGCGACGGGAGCUUCACUGCCCGUUUUCAAUGUUUGAUUUUGCCCCAAAUUACAUCAAAAUUGCCUACAACUACGUUUAAUUUUAACCAAUUUAAUAUUCCUCAUAAUUUAUUGUUAGCUGAUCCCAGUUUUUAUGAAAGUCAACAUAUUGAUUUACUGAUCGGUGCUGAUUUAUUUUGGGAAUUAAUUACCGAAGGAAAAAUGCGCCUUAAAAAUGGUCCUUUCCUUCAAAACACCAAACUAGGUUGGAAAGUGUCAGGUGCAAUUAAAUCUUUUCCGUAUACUAGUAAUAAAAAUUUAACGCAUAUUAAUUGUAAUUAUUCUUCAUUAUCCACAGAAGAUGAUUCACUCGAUAACUUAGUUAGGAACUUUUGGGAAUUGGAAGAAAUCUCCGCACCUAGCAAUGAAUUACAGCAAUUAUCUAGCGAAGAUAUUGCUUGUGAGGAACAUUUUAUUCGCACAACACGUCGACUUUCCGAUGGUCGUUUCUGUGUUUCAAUUCCGUUGAAACAAUCACCUGAGUUAUUAGGUAACACACGUGCUCAAGCUGAACGUCGUUUUUACACGUUAGAGAAACGUCUUCAGCAAAAUACUAAUUAUAAGAAGAUGUAUUCUGAUUUUAUACAGGAAUAUAUUAAUUUAGGUCAUAUGAGUCUCGUCAAUACGUAUGGGAAUCCGCACUAUUUCCUACCGCAUCAUGGUGUGUUUAGGGAGCACGCCACCACAACUAAAUUACGCGUAGUUUUUGAUGCGAGUAUGAAGUCUAGUUCCGGCGUAUCAUUAAACGACAUACAAAUGAUUGGACCUGCUAUUCAAGGCAAUUGCAUAUUGCUGAAGAUCAGCGUGACUUGCAGCUGAUCUUGUGGCGGGAUGACCCCUCAGAGCCGCUGAGGGUAUACCGACUCAAUACCGUGACGUACGGAACGGCAUCCGCACCAUAUCUAAGUUGUAGGUGUUUAAAGGAAUUAGCCAAACAAUCGAAUAUUCCGUAUGUAGCCGAUACUAUAAAUAAUUGUUUUUACGUUGACGAUGUCAUUGUUUCAUCGAAUUCUAUAUCGGAAUUAGAAAAUAUUUGUAAAGAAACUAGUAGUCUUUUAGAUUCAGCAUGUAUUAAAUUACGAAAAUGGAUUUUUAGUCAGAAUUUAAAUUUAAUAACGCCUAGCGUAAACGAAUCGCAAACGAACGAUCUAUGUUUACUUAAUAAAACUUGUAAUAACAAAACUUUAGGUAUCGGAUGGAACAGUCUCGAUGAUUAUAUUUAUUAUUUCACUCAAAUUGUACAAAAAAGUGAAGUAGUGACAAAACGUAUUAUUUUGUCGUGUGCUUCUCAAAUAUAUGAUCCGUUAGGGUUAUUAAGUCCGGUUAUUACUAUCGCA
Molecule: messenger RNA, 1999 nt
Organism: Zerene cesonia (dogface butterfly)
Lineage: Eukaryota; Metazoa; Arthropoda; Insecta; Lepidoptera; Pieridae
Exons: 2
Coding region: 141-1481 (446 amino acids)
Source: RefSeq, a predicted model, not a curated record